UUUAUUGAUUAUUCCCUGGAUAAAAUAAGACUUAUUAUUAUUUCAUAACCUAUUCUCAAGUGUCAAUCAACUUUACUGUUAAAAAAAAUUGUGUCAGUUGUGUAAAAUAACAAGAAGACAAAAAUUCAGUUGUCAUCUGUCAUCUACUAACUCAAGAAAAGUAAUUACUAAAAAUGGUUGCAAUUGGCAUAUUGGAAGAAAGGAUAACGGAAUUAGAAAAUCGAAUUUACGGAGCAGCCGCGCCAGCUAUUGAUGCAACACUUCCUGAAACUUCGAUUGUCGACAAUAUACUCCAUGCCAAUACUCUCAUUUCAUCAGCACUGUCCGGCCGUGAAAGAACAAAUGCUCUUGUCAAAAGACUACCGCAGUUAAAUGAGUUAUUGGAUACAUCUUAUGAAAACGAUGAUCUAAAUAUCGAAACGAAACUUGAAAUAAUUAUAGCUAUGGAAAGUGAGAUUAAGAAAAAUCUUGAAUUAUUCAAUAAAGUUCAAGAAUUAAUGCCAGCCCUAGAAAUAAAUAAAAUACAAAACGUUCCCGAAUUAACACCUAAAUUAGAGCAUCUAACUGUUAACUAUUUAAAUCUCUAUGAAGAAUCAAACCAAAUUAGCCAAUCUAUUCAUAAAGUUUUUUCUAAGUAUAACAAUAUUAUUGACACUAUUUCUAAAUCACUUAUUAGCUUAGAUGCAGCUAUUACUGCUGCCGAAAGAGCUGCAGCGCCUAAGAAACGUCAAGAUGAUUAAAAAAUCGGUGAUUUAAUUUAAAUCUAUUGCUAUGUUGCAAUAAAAUUGAUUAUUUAAAAGAACAAUGAAACUCCUGAAUUUAAUCUUCAUAAUUAGAAAAAUCGUUGUUCAUUCUUCAUGGAAAUAUAUAAUAUUAAAAAAAAUACAUG
Molecule: messenger RNA, 889 nt
Organism: Cotesia glomerata
Lineage: Eukaryota; Metazoa; Arthropoda; Insecta; Hymenoptera; Braconidae
Exons: 2
Coding region: 174-740 (188 amino acids)
Biological process (GO): cytoskeleton-dependent cytokinesis
Cellular component (GO): dynactin complex
Source: RefSeq, a predicted model, not a curated record